Molecule: messenger RNA, 592 nt
Organism: Acaulospora morrowiae
Lineage: Eukaryota; Fungi; Glomeromycota; Glomeromycetes; Diversisporales; Acaulosporaceae
Source: the annotation of a GenBank genome assembly
AAUCUUGAAUGGAACAUGAAUAGACUAAUGGUGUCUCGUCACAUAAAUAGUCCUGUUCAAAUAGUUUCACGCUAUUUAGAUUUGUAUUCUCGUGGUAUGGUUAAUGAUAAGGAUGUCCGAUUUACCGGGGAUAACGCGAUUGACGAGUCAUUACCCGCUGAUCGCUGCCGACAAUUAUUGCAGCAAUAUUUUUUUGAUGAUCAUGAGGAUGACAUUCAUUCCUACAGAUUCUUGGAAAUCUUUGUGAAUACACUGGCAGAUCAAUUGGUUCGAUUUUCUACAAGUUCGUUCUUUCAAAUAGAGCAAUUAUGUAGCAUGACACAGGAGACAAACAUUCGCUCAUCUCUUCUUGAAAUGUUGAUUGUGUGUUCUAAGAAAUUUGCAACACGAGCGAUUAAUGCCAAAAAUAAGAGAGAAAAAAACGCUCAUGCAAUUCAUGCGAAAGGUACUCAAAACAUGGACAGUGCACGAAUUGAAGAUAUCACACAGUGGGAUGACUCAAAUAAUCUUGUGGUUACAUUUCUAUCACAAAUACCGGAUUAUAUAUGUGCGCUUUAUCGAAAUAAGAACAAAGUGCCAGAUAAUUUGGUUA